UUCCGUAUUAUCAGAAUGUUCUUCAGUCUGUCUCAAAUGCCUCAAGAAGAUGCCUCGGUUCUCUAAGGACACCAUGAGGGCUACUCUUUGCACAAUCGCUUUCCUCUACUUUCUUCCAUGGAGUCUAAAUGGCCAUUUAACUACCAGCCAUAAGAACACCGUGGUACCAAACACAGCAGAUAAAGCAUCAGGGCAAAGGGAGUACACUAUUGAUUCUGGAAUAGACAACGUGGUUUCAGUUUCAAAAAGCAUUCAGAUGCUUCACCUCAGAAGCCACUCAGAACAGCAAGGCAUCCGCUCGAAGACACCCUACGCUGAUGAUAAGCUAUCAAACCAGAGGACGAGUAAAAAUGCAGAGAAUGACCAAUACAACUUGACUACUUUGCUGGCACAACCUAAAACCAAAUUAUCACAGGAAGUAGCAAGCACACCACAAAAGGAACAACGAAAGAUGACAGAAAGCUGGUACAGAGAGAAAUCUACAUCUCCUUUGCAGAAAGUGCUUACACACCAUGCCUUAACUAAAAGGCCCAAUACCACAAAUGCCAAUGUUUCGCCAAAGGAACCAAGAAGCAUGGGACCUUUAGACACACUGGAAGCCACUCAGAUUUCAGUUUCAAGAAGCGUGCAGACGAAAGACUUCACAAGUCACUCAGACCAGCAAGGAGUCCACUCACGGUUUACGUUAAAAGGUGAAGAAGAGACAUCAUAUCGUAGCAGGAAAACGCAUGAUGAUCAAGGCUUGACUACUAUGCUGGCACAACCAAAUAACAAAAUACUGCAAAAUGUUAAAACAACUGUACAAAAGGAAGAUAAACAAACCAACAGCUCCCACAGACCACAUACUACAUUUCCUUUGCAGAUAGAAAAUACUACAGAAUUGUUUGCAUCCACUAAAACACCCAAUACCACAAGGACAGAUGUUUUGCCAGAGAAAGCCAAGUAUGUUUUAGUUUCAAGAAGCAAACAGAUGCAAAAGCUCACAAGUCACUCAGGCCAGCGAAUUGUCCAUCCUAGGACACUGAACGGUGAGACACCUAAUCGGAGAACAAAGAGGAAUGAAGGUGAUGGUGAGUACACAUUCGGACCAACUGAAAACCAUUUAACGCAAAGAGCAGCAACAACUGCACAAAAAGAACAAGCAAAUAUGUCUGAAACAUCCAACAUACCAGAUUCAACAUUUUUAACAAGGACUGAAAAUGCUGCAGAAUCGAUUAAAAUCCCCUACAUUACAAAGGUGGAUACUUUAAGAACAAGCAUGGGACCUUCAGAGACACGAGAAGUCAUUCAGGUUUCACAGUCAAGAAGUGUGCAGACGCAGGACUUCACAAGCCAUUCAAAGCAGCCCGACUUGUUGCAGACGUUCAGAAAUGAAGAUGAAACAUCAAAUUGGAGGACGAAGAGGAAUGCAGAUGAUAGCCAGCAAAACUUGACUCCUACACUCACGCAGCCUAUUAAGCUAAUAACACAAGAGGUCACAACCACUCCAAAUAAAAAACGAAAACCAACAGAAAUCCACCACAGGCUACAUAACUCAUCUUUGCAGAUUGAGAAUGCUACAGAAUUUAACAUCUCAACCCAACCACCCAUUGCCACAACGACAAAUUUUUCACAGAUAGGAACAACUAAGAGGGAUCAUUCAGAGACACAAGAAACCACUCUGGAAACACUUUCUACUACUGAUUUCUCUGGACUCUACGGAGUGGAAAAAAAUGAAACAGACGCCAACAAAAACAAUACAUAUAAAGAUGUUCAUACAAGCCAUACUACAAUGGGGACUUCAAAAGAACCAAGCCCAAUGACUCACGCCCACACUUCCGCAAUAAUAGCUGAAACAAAUGUCAGUGGGGCUGCAACCGUUGGUUUGAAAACCACAGAGGGAAAAGUUACAAUCAAAUGGACUCAAGGACCAGAGGUUAAGACUCAACCUGUGACUAAAACAAAGAAAUCAUCAACCACUAAAAAGACCACUCCUAAACAAAGUACCACUCUAUCAAUCAAAAAAGACAGCCAAAAAGCGAACCCAGGUCCUGCUGUGGCAGGAGUGAUUGUCACCACAUUUUUGCUGAUGUUCAUAGCAAUCAUCAUUAUUUUGGUGAGAAAACGCAAAAUGCAGAAAAGACAGCUAGAAAAUCCUGUGUGGGCAGGACCCUCUCCAUUUUUAGAUGGUGACGUUCAUCCAAACUUGCCAACUAUGGAUGAGUCCGAAGCCAUCAACAGACAUAGCUUCAACCAAAUGUCCAUUUCCAACCACUUGGCGUUUGGUAGGAACACAAGUGAGGACGUUUUUAUGGAAGAUAUCCCGCAAGGCAGCACAUUUGGAGUACAGAAUCCAGAUGAGACCAACGCCACCAAUGGGAACUCAACAGCUGUUCAAGAUCCAAUUCAGGCAGAGGAAAACAAAAUCCAGGAUGGUCAAGCUCCCGUAGACUCUUCUUCUGACACAAAAACACCUUCAGCAGAAACUGCACAAGGGCCUGUAAUAGACAAUGGAGAAUCAGAGCAGGCUGAUGACCUUACUCCAUCUUCUUUCAAAGACAUUGCUAUUAAACCUCCGCCGUUGGUCUCUAUAGAUCUGGACUCCCUUUCAGAAGAAGCAGCUCCUUUUCAAACAUCAGAUAGUGUUGAUGCACCUGCACCACCACAGCCCUAGUAUUGUGUGAAUAUCAAUUCUCUCUUCCAGAACCAAUUACACCAAGAUGAUUUCUGGCAGAGGACUUAAAAUGUACUGUAAUGGUUAAAGACCUUUGAAGACUUUAUGAAAUUGCUAUAAUAGUAUCUAAAUAAUAGGUGUUGUUUUCUUCCCAGCACUGGUGUUUUCAACACAUUUAAGAGUCUAUGUCUUGACUAAUCAUUAGGUUUUAGUUAUAAUAUGAUCAUUUACUAUGAUUUUUGUACUUGAUAGUCAAUGGGGACUCAAUCUGAGAAGAAUAUGAUUUAGUACAUGAUGAAUCAUCAAUGUGCUUUGUCCUUUUUGUCCAGAAGACAAAAAUUGUAUAUUUUAAAUGUGUGUAUUUGUUAAAGUUUAGUCUAAGUACACCACAAUAUAGCCACUCCAACAACGCUAAUAAGUAAAAUGUCAGAAAUCAUCUCGGUCACACUUUAUUUAAAGGUACAUUUCUCGAUAUUAAUAAGCCAUUGACUACCACAUUUGCCUCAGCAAACUCCUAAAUUGGUGCUUAUUAUUAGUUAUUAAGGUAGUAGUUAGGUUUAGGUAUUGGGUAGAUUUAGGGGAUACAAUAAGAUCAAGCAGAAAAUGUAUUUUACAUGUACAAAUAAACAGACAAUAUCUUUAUAAUAGACAGGUAAUAAACAGGUACCAUUAAUCAAUAGAGAGAAUUGGACAUUAAACUAAAGUGUAACCAAAAUCUCUCGCUUGGAUUUCAUGAAGUUUUUAAAAUGUCAAUGUUUUUAUCAUUUUAAUACCUUAAAAGCAUCCAUAUUUUAACCGGGUCUCAUUAGCUAGCAUAUCAUAAUCAUAAACCAGCUUGUCAUUACAUUUUGCGCUUAGGGUCUGAGAAAAAUGCACUAUAAAUACAUUAUUAUUAUUAGUAUUAUUUUCUGCUUAGAAUGUUAAUAAGGCUUCAUUUAUAGAAAAACAAGAGUUAGUUAUACGUUAAACUGCUUUAAGACUGUACUAGUCCUGGGUUAUAUGCAGAGCCAGACAGAAACUGCAGACAUUUUUUGCUAUUUCUGGACAGAAUUUUUUUAAAAAUCUGCAGAUUUAUGUGGAACAAUUUUGGGAGUGUCAUAAAUAAAAAGUAAAAGAAAAAAAAACCUUUUUAACUUAUUUAAUCUUUACAAAGCAAAUCCAAUUAGAUUCACUUAACUGGUAAAUAAAACAAUUCUCUUAUAUGAUAUAUCUACUAAAAUAUAGAAAAUCCUACUUUACAAACAGUAUUGUAAAUAAAUCAUAAGUGCAUUUUCAUAUUUGCCAAUAUUACUGAAAUUAAUUUAAAAACUGAAUAAAUCUAAAUUUACACACAUUUACAAAAGUAAAUAAAUAAACUUAUUGAUGGGCUAAAAAUCUGCGAAUUUCUGCAUGCGCAGAUUCCUAGUGGCCCUAGUUAUAUAGUGUGUAUUUAUAAGUCAGUUACAAGCUUACAGCAUGUAUGUUUAACAUGGACAUUAAAAACAAAGAAUGUCCAAUCUGUGUGUUAUCUGUAUCAUCCACUUAAUAAUGUAUAAACAAAGGAGGUAAUACGGCCACAAAAGCCUGUGAAUGAAUUACUGCAUUUCUGCUGCCACCAUGUGCAUCUCCGAUCUUUAAGCCAAGAGAAACGGUCAAAGGGAACCUGACAAGGUCCAACAGCAGCUCACUCUAAAUAUACAAAGUGUUUCAA
Molecule: messenger RNA, 4343 nt
Organism: Danio rerio (zebrafish)
Lineage: Eukaryota; Metazoa; Chordata; Actinopteri; Cypriniformes; Danionidae
Source: RefSeq, a predicted model, not a curated record